ACCGGCCGGGCUGCACCUGUUACAUAAGGCGGCGGGCGGCCGCUGAGCGCCCCGUCCCCGGCCGCCCCUUGCCGUUGCGGCCCGGCCGGGCCGGGGGCUGCCGGGCGCUGCCGGGCGGCGCAGUCAGGCUGCGAGGUGGUAGCGGGGCCGGGGGGGGAUGAGCCCACCGGGCGGUAAGGAGGGCGGCCGGAGGCGGCGCCGGGCGGCGGGAGCCAUGGCGGACGGCAACGCGGACUGGAUGGGCUCCUUGCCGGCGGCGCUGUGCAGCUACCCGCUUUCCAACCUGGCCAUACCAGGAUCACAUGAUUCUUUCAGCUACUGGGUUGAUGAGAAGUCUCCUGUGGGACCAGACCAAGCCACUGCCAUCAAACGCCUGGCCAGAAUUUCUUUGGUUAAGAAGAUAAUGAAGAAAUGGUCAGUAACUCAAAAUCUGACUUUCAAAGAGCAAUUGGAAGGUGGAAUCCGCUAUUUUGAUCUCCGUGUAUCUUCCAAGCCUGGGGAAAUAGGACAGGAGAUUUACUUCAUACAUGGAUUGUUUGGCAUUAAAGUAUGGGAUGGACUAAUGGAGAUUAACACCUUUCUUGAGCAACACCCCAAAGAAGUCAUCUUCUUGGAUUUCAAUCACUUCUAUGCCAUGGAUGACAGCCAUCAUUUCUUCUUGAUCAACAGGAUUCGCUCGGCAUUUGGAUCCAAACUUUGUUGCGUUGAAUGUGUAGAAUAUGUGACGUUACAGUACAUGUGGGAGAAGAAGCAUCAGGUUCUUAUUUUCUACCACUACCCCUUGUAUCGAGAAUUUCCCUUUCUAUGGCCAGGGAAUAAAAUGCCAGCACCAUGGGCUAAUACGACCAAUGUGCACAAGCUCUUACAGUUCCUAGAGACCACUCUUGAGGAACGAAGUCGUUACGGAACUUUUCAUGUUUCUCAAGCAAUUCUCACUCCUCGGGUGAAAACUAUUGCACGACAUCUGGUCCGUGGCCUAAAGAACACGCUUGUUCACAGGAACCUGCCCAUGAUUUUGAACUGGGUGAAAGCACAGAAACCAGGUGUGAUGGGCGUUAACAUAAUUACAUCCGACUUUGUGGAGCUGGUUGAUUUUGCUGCUACAGUUAUUGCAUUAAAUGACCUCCUUCUAGAAGAGGAUGAUUCUUCAAGUAAAUCCUGAAUGCUGCGUCCCACUUGUACUUAUCAGUGAAGAUCUUUCAACUAUGCUCAACUUUUAAAGUGAAACCUACUGUAAUCAGUUAAUUUAAAACGAAGUUUUCCAGAGGAAAUGUGGUUUAAAAAUUAAAUUGUAUACAGGAGGUUCUUUUCUCCUCAGGCUCUGUGGAUCUGAGUGGAACACAGAGUACCGGCUGAGUGCUGCUGCAUGUCUUUUUGUGGCUGCAUGUUUGACUAAGUUAUGCACACAUCUGUUGCAGUACACAGUGUUUUGUGCCUGCCAACAAGAGGCUGGCCUCUGAAGCAGAUGUACCCACUUACUGUACGUAUCUCCUUGGUGACUAGUCUCACCUUGUCUCUGUGCAUCCUGCUUUCUUUCAACUCAAGGACUCAAAUCAAGGAUCAUUGCUGAUCCCUUUGUAGCAGUUUUACCAUUGCAGCUGAGACUUCUUUUUUUGGCCAUAUCAGGCAUAGCUGAUCUCAGCUAGAUGCUGCACUUGUAUUCAUCACACUGUUUUAGACACUACCUCUGACUUAACUGGGGAGGGGAAAAAAUAAAACAACCAAUACCCCUGUUGUUCAGGGAGAAGCAGUUGUUACACUCUUAAUAUCUUAAGUAUCCUUUGGACCCUGGAUGCAAAGACAUGGCGUACACUGCCUCUUUGGUGUCCAAACUCUCCUUCUAAACUCCAAACUCAAGUAAAUAUUUUACUUUAGUUCUUUACUGUGGCCACGCUUUAAUGUGUCUGUCUUUUGACAUUAAUUUGGAGAAUAUUCCAGUCCUUAAAUUAUCAGUAUUGUAACUCUCAAUUCUGAAUUCUUGUUGUGAGACAGUUAAACAAAACAAAAAGCAGCGACCUUUCUUUGAUUUGCUGGUCACUUUCUUUUUAUUCCAUCAGGUUUUGUGGGGAAAGUCUCUCACCCAGAUGGUCCUUCUAUGAAAGGACCUACGGAAGGAGGCAGGCUAAGUGGGAAUUUGCGUGGUAUUCAAAACAGUACUGAUAAGGAGUGCUCUAAACUGAGAUACAGGAUCUGAGUUUUACAGUGUGACAAUGAAUUCCAGAACUGGACUCAUGCUAUGCUUGCGGUCAGAGCUCCCACAGUUAUGUGGAAGGAAUUUCCUCGGCCUUUACCCACUUGUGACCAAGUAAGCUGUACUCACAAGGGCUAGCAGGCAUCAGUGCUGAGUGUAGUCGGAGUCAUUUUUGUUGAUGCACAACAAAUGUGACUGUGCUUCAGCCAAAGAUGUCACGUUGAUACUUCUGAGCACGUAAUUCAUGAGCUGACAGCAGCCCUGUGAUCUGUUUAUCUUGGGUUAAAAAACAACACAAGUGACUGGUGAGCAGAUACUUCUUGGUUGUCUUCCUAAACCAGCUGUUGGUGCAUUAAUUAUUCAGUGAUUAUUAACUUGUAUUAAUCUGUUCAUAAGAGAAUGGAUCGUCUUUAAGGGUAUUUUAUUCAAAAGAAAAACGAGUCUCUGGAUUUAUUAUUUAUCUUAUUGUGUGUCUGCUGCUGUGAUGAGACAGCACAGAAAAAUCCCAAACUAUUUUGUUUGUUGGUCACAUCUGACCUCAGGACUUUAUCUAAAGGUUUGCAAGCCUUCCACGUGAACCUUGGCCAAGUUCUGAGCAGGCUGUGAGCUGAUUUAUCUUAUCUACUUGUUGCAUGGUUUUUGUUUGAGUUAUUUGCAUUUCUUUUAAACUGAAUUAAGCUGAGUCUUUUUUUCCUUGGAGGUUGGGGAGGUUCUGUCUUUCAGUCUUUCUCUUCUCCUGUUGAGCAUCAGUAAGGCAGGGCCAAGUAAAUAAAGCAGUCCUGGGGAAAUGAAGCUCAACUUUCUAGUUUAAAAACUUUGUUUGACAACUCCAGCAGCAGAUUUCUAUUGCUGUUUUCUUGUUGGUUAAACUCUCAGGACUUGUUCUGAUCAGUACUAUUUUGUUUGCAGAGUUAUUUAAAAUACCUGUUUUUUUUCUUCAGCUGAGAUUUGUUAAUGUACUUUUGGCAUGGCCAAAUCCAGAACUCCGUAAUAGUAUUAAAUGUACAGUUUCUGUUUCAGUGGUCUUCUAGCUACAGAUCAUCUUAGAGCAGUAAAACUUACAUUAGGUGCUGAUGAGGCAGAAACAGAAUGUUUGCAGUGUUCUCUACAGAGCUAGAAGGCAAGAUGAGAAGGUGAAAUAAGUAUCAUGUUUGCAUUUGACCCUUAAUAUGUUUUGUACUGUAUAUAUCUACCUCCAAAAGAGAUUUAUUCAGGGUUAUCUACUACUUAUAUUGUGUGUACAGAGAAAUGGCUGUGGUGUUAGUCUUUCUGUUCUAUUUAUUUGAAUAGAGAUGUGAUGAUUGCAACUCAGGGUUUUGGUUAAGUAUUUUUGAGUACAAACUCAAGUUUUUUUAACUUAUUUGCCGUUGGCUCUAACCCCUUGAAAUGGGACAAAAGAGUUUGAGGUGGUAAGAGCAUUGUUAGCAGCGGGAUAAGAAAUGGAAAAUAGCUUUAGGAUUAAUUGUGAAGUAGGAGGAGAAACUCUUCUGUAAACCUAGCCCCCCUGGAGAAGCUCCUGUUGUUUCAAAGCAGUGUUUGGUGUUCUGCCUCUGUGAGGAACCUGACUUACUCAGUAGGAAGUUGGUGACUGGCAGGUACAGUUGCCUGCUGCAGGACAUUUUCUGGACAGUACUGAUGUUUAGAAUUGAUUUUAGGGUAAUUCCAAACCGUCCUAAGCAGCAAGAACUGCCUUUCUCCUGUUGCACAUCAUAUCCCAUAACAAAGCUGCUCAUGUAACAGGCUUAUUUCUCUCAGCCCCCACAGCAUAUCCAGAUACCCUCACACGCUUUGAAGAUGAGCUUCUCUCCAACUUGGCCUUUGAGUUGUGGGCUCUUAUUUUCCAGCAGUAUAGAACUGACAAGGAAGAGGUGACCUGGGCAGGAAAUGCGAGUGAGGGAGGUAAGGCAGUAGGCAGUAUCUCCAUCCCACACAUGAGGUGUGGCAGUGCUUAGUCAAGUUUGUGGCAGCAGUGCGGAGCAGGUCUGGUGAGUGCUGGUGGUGGGCACUGCUCAUACUGAGAAACUCAGCUGAGUCCUGCUCUGAGUGGGCUGCAGCUGAGCCAGGUGUGGAACAGCAAGCAGACAGCAAGGCCGUGUGUGACCCUAAGUGAAAUGAAGAUUGGCAUUAGUGCAGGAGAACGUUAAGGGAUCUGUGUGGUUGAUGCAGACAUGCAUCUGUUGAGCGUGGUCAUAGCUUUACUUGCUUCUUCUCAAAGCAAUAGGAUUAACUUUUGAACGGUUUAAGUUGAAAACUCUGUGGGUAAUUGAGUACUUGAUCAUUUUGUAGGUGCUGGGAGAGGAAAAAGCCCAUAUACUAAUAGCUGCUUGAGGCAAAAUACUUGAAAUGUGUGUUCUUGAGUAAUUAUUUAUAAUGUAUAGUAUUAUAGAUUGUUUAUUUGCUGUUUCAUGGCUGUCACUUCAGCAUCCGCACACAAGGAAGAGAAUGAGCGCACUGGCGGUGUACCCAUGCUACUGGCACUGAGCACUGCCAUGUGUGCCUGAGGGCUGUUCCUGAGGCUCACAGACCUCUGUGCACAUCCUGGUGGGGAGCAGCAGAGAGAAGAGUAUCAGGAGCAUGGGAGUUGUAGUGUCUUACUGUAUGUUUGUAAGUGAAAGAUAAGAAUUGUAACUAACUUGAUUUUCAGACUUAUCAGUCGCUUAGCUCCUUUUUUUUUAUUUGGCAAGGGGAAGCUGAGCUGAGAGUUGUAGUUUUUUGUUUGCUUUGUUGUUGCUGUUUAUUUGAGAACAAAAGGCAGAUUCACAUUAUCCAAGUUUCUUGCAGGUGCUUUGCUGUGAUGGUGAAAGUCCUGCUGGAGACGGUGCUGAUAAAGGAUGUUUUAGGGGCACGGUGGUCAGUGACAUGCGUCAGAUUGGGGAUCUCUGAGCAGGAUAGCAGCUUCUUUGUAAUCAGCAUUUCUACUAAACUGUCCUUUUUAGGGAAGAAAGGAACAACUGAGGAAAAAUGGGAUCAUCUGCUUCUGACACCUGUUUUCUGCUGUGUUGGUACUGUGAUAAUGUGUUGAUGUUCAGGAGGCACUCAUGCCGUAACGGUAGAGUUCUUAGAGCAGGGACUUCUGUUCCAUGUAGGGUGUCUGCCAAGGUACUUAUCUAUUGUUCUGAUCUGGUUAAGCCUUGGGAAUAUUUUCCUUGUGUACCUGUCUCAGAUGUCAGAGUUCAUGUGUACAGAGUUCAGUGCGUAAUUAGCAGUUCUCAUUUUUAGAUAUUUUUUUCAAAUAUGGGGGGUGGUGAUCCUGGUUUAUAGUAGAUUAAACAUGAAAGUCAGUUGACAGAGCACAUGAGACUUGAUCGUUACUUGAAUAUGAAAUAUUUACUAGAGUCCAUAUGCACUUUCAUUAAGACUUUCAGGAACACUUGAGUAUAUUGUAAGCCAUCCUUAAAACUUGAGGACCUCUUCUUGGGAUGAAACAUAAGCUGAAUUUGUGGUGGCAACUUUGAAUGCAGGAGAAUUAUUCAGUGUGAAGACCAGAACUAACCCAGAACUGUAUUCAAACUUCAUACUAUAUUGAGAUGUAGUCAUUUUAAGAGAGGAAGAGGAGAUUUCUUGCUCUUCUAGGUGUAUGAUGGAAGUUCUUCCACUGUCUGGUAGCCAGAGCAUAUACUGCUGAAGUAGUGGAAACCUGCUGGGUGCUGAUCUUUCUAAGAGUCCCAGUUCAACUUGCUGACAGAAGGCACUAUGGUAGGAGUUCACUGUAUGUGAACUGGCCUCCAUCUACUAGUUAUUUUACAAAUAACAGCUCUUGGCUUUUAACAAGUCUGUGAUUGGACCAAGAGAAAUGCACAUCCAUGCAUUUUUGUCGAAACACACCAAUAUUACUUGGCUGAAAUGUUUUCAAACUCAAGUUAGUUUUAUUUGAAUACAGGUUUGAAAAGCUGUUUUGCAGUAGUGAAAUGCUUCACGUGCUGUCGCUGGGAGGUGUAAGUGCAAUAGAUCUGUUUUGACUUGAGCUGAUAGAAGAACCCAAGCAUAUACUGGAGAGUGAGUAGACUUUGUGCUAAUAAUGUGUAUGUUGGGCUAAUGUGGGUAAGAAUGUAGCAUUCUACUUAGUUGUAAGUAGAUGCAUGAUAAUCUUACUAGCACUUUGGGUCAGAUUGUUUAAACCAGUCUCUAUUUUACACUGUUAAAAAGGUCAGGCCCACUGAAUGUCAGUCUCACUGAAGAAGUAUGUACCCGUAAACAUUUUCUACAAGUAUUUAAUCUUAUAAACAAGCUUUAGCUCUUAAUUGUAGUGCCUGGAUUAGCACUGUCAGCUUAGUUGUUUGCUGAAUCAAAUUAUAUUUGAUAUAAUAUAUUUAUAUUAUAAAAGCUUACGUAUUGUGGUGUUCAGUGAUACAGUGCUGCUGUUAUGCUUUGUAGACCUGUGAUAAUUUACUGUCUGUCUCUCAAAUGCAGCUGUAAUGUGUUCUUAAUUCUUAGGGAGAAGUACAUUCUCUAUCAAAGUAAUUUUGACUCUUCAAUUUUGCUGAAUGUCAAAUGUAUUUUGUAAUUGAAAUUUUUGUUUAUACCCUCAGUGGGAGGGGGGGUAAAAGAAUCCAGGUGAAGAAUUAAUUACUUGCAAUUCAUAUUUUGUGCAAUUUAUCUUCUUUUGUUUGGCCAUUCAUGCUUUGAGUCUGUGCAAUUCAGUCUUGUGAUACCAGGAUGCCUCACUUUAACUGCAGAUAAACUUGAGGUUGACAUCUGUUUUUUCCUGAUUUAUUCUGCAUCUAUAUCAUUGGGGUUUUUAAUCCUGAAAAUAAAAGUAUAUUGAGAUAA
Gallus gallus (chicken) is the source of this 6961-nucleotide messenger RNA. It is a transcript of the gene PLCXD2, whose product is annotated as phosphatidylinositol specific phospholipase C X domain containing 2. Gene Ontology annotation, biological process: lipid metabolic process. The record is from RefSeq and is a predicted model, not a curated record. The coding region runs from base 158 to 1162 and encodes 334 amino acids. The transcript is spliced from 4 exons. Gene Ontology annotation, molecular function: phosphoric diester hydrolase activity. Lineage: Eukaryota; Metazoa; Chordata; Aves; Galliformes; Phasianidae.